Molecule: messenger RNA, 1814 nt
Organism: Suillus bovinus
Lineage: Eukaryota; Fungi; Basidiomycota; Agaricomycetes; Boletales; Suillaceae
Exons: 22
Coding region: 360-1439 (359 amino acids)
Source: RefSeq, a predicted model, not a curated record
GUCUAUUCCAUUUAUGAUGGUGUACACUGCUGUCCUGACUCGCUCAUCGAUUCUGGAGAUCAAAACAGCUGAUUUUUCGGCGCCCGCACAAGAAAUGCAUAGCCAUUAGUCAAGUCCGACAUUCAAAACCAAUUUGAGGGCGUUUUGGGCGCCAAAAUGAUAGUCUAGUCCAGCCGGACAGGGCUGGACCCCCGUGAAAUUCGCGCCAAAAAGUUUUAAAAUGAACAAGUUCCUCGGGCCUUCCCCAUCUUGUUUACUUGAUUUGUUGGGACCUGAGACCCCAUACCAUAAAUGCCGGGCAUACAGCCUCUUCAAAACGUUUCCUUCUUCAUCUCUCUAUACACUGAUUGUUUGCUACUAUGUCGGUGGACAUUCAUGAUACAUUUGGCGCAGGGUUCAUCGGGGGUAUGGUGACUGCCAUCUUGUAUGGCAUCACGACUCUGCAAACAUACUUGUAUUAUGUGUAUUAUCCCACUGACCCUAACAACCUGAAAGUAUUGGUUGCAUUCAUCUGGGUCAUCGACACUUUACACAUCUCCUUUAUGUGUCAUGCUCUGUAUUACUACCUUGUAACGAGUUUUGGUAACCCGGAUAACCUUGGAACUGGAGUUUGGUCACUUUUCGCCUCGCUUGGUCUAAAUCUUUGCAUGGCUGUGCUCGUACAAACAUAUUUUACUUUUCAAAUAUCCUGCCUAACCCGCUCCAAUAUCCGAUGGUGGUUGACAUCCUUCAUUAUGUUGUUCGUUGUCGCACACUUUGCCUUUGGACUGGAGACAGUCAUCCUCAUGUUCAUCAAGCAGAAGUUCAGUGCGCUUUCGGAGAUCACUCUCUAUGCCGCUACGCCUUUCGCUAUCGCGGCUGUUUUGUCUGAUCUCUUCAUUGCUGCUUCAUUGUGCAUUCUUCUGCACGGCAAUCGCAGUCCUGUUGUCCAGACCAACGCACUCGUUAAUACGUUGAUCGUAUACGCCAUCAAUCGUUGUCUACUGACUUCAGUCGUUGCCGUGGCUGAAGUUAUUGCAGUAAGUUUAGGCGAACGAGGCAGAUCAAUACCUUUUGAAAUUGAUAUUCCUUUUUUUGUGCAGUUUUCUGUCAGCCCAGAUAGUCUGUGGUUCAUCGCAAUAGAUUUCGUCAUCGGAAAGCUAUAUGCCAAUUCCCUUCUUGCAUCCUUAAAUAGCCGAAGCGCCUUGCGAGCGCGCAGCCACACUCACAACGACAGCACUAGUUUCCGUGUCAACACCAUCAAUCUAACCGGCCUACAGUCCUCAAGCGACAACGAAGGCACGCAGAGUAAAACAACCACCAGCACUGUCUCCGCUCGUGUCCGUGUAAAAUCAAUUCCAGGUGGAGAUAUCGACGAGCUUGAUGUGAGUUCGUGCUUCUUCGGUUUAUCUCAUCAAUUAACGACGGAAAUGAAGACGGGUACCUUGCGCGAAGUCUGAUCUGAUGUUUGUGUUUUGCUGUGUGUCGGCUGUUCAUGAUUGUAAUAUUAUAUAUAUCCUUCCCUGCCGACCUAACCCCAUGGGCUAGCCUAGAGCGUUUCGUACUUUUGCCAUCAUUAUUAUUCACUCAUUUUCAUCAUGUUCACAUCAAUCUGACUACUCUCUACUAUCAUGUUCAUCACAAAUUGUAUCUUACUGCAUGAGGUGUUUUGCCAGAUCGGUGUCGUACAGCUUCAUGAAUCCUACCCACUAAUCAUCAGUGUACCUUGGGAGCGAUAACCUCUGGCACCGAGGCAGCGAACCAGAGAAUACAAAUUGAAGUCAAAGUUGGGCGUACAUAUUGUGUAGGUAUGCAGUCUCGAACUCUGAAAUAUU